Molecule: messenger RNA, 780 nt
Organism: Lentinula edodes (shiitake mushroom)
Lineage: Eukaryota; Fungi; Basidiomycota; Agaricomycetes; Agaricales; Omphalotaceae
Exons: 2
Coding region: 1-780 (259 amino acids)
Source: RefSeq, a predicted model, not a curated record
AUGGCUUUAGGUUUCACUUCAUCUUCAUCGGCAAGCAGCUCGUCAACUUCAACGGCCUCUGCCUCCACAGCAUCUUCGUCUUCAUCCCCGUCAGAUAACAAUGCUGGAAUUCCUUCUAAAGGAGCUAGCUAUUUCUUUGGUUUCCUCAUCACAUUCAUCGUCCUCUUGGCCUUCUUUAUUUGCUGUGGGUUUGGUACAAGGAGAAACAUGGCGCGAAGGAGAGCUUUAUUAGCCUGGGGACAAUGGGACUCUGGAUCUGUUAUUGGCCUCGAAGGGCAACUUGAUUCUUCGGACGUGCCUGCCUUAUUCGAACCGCGGUUUAUGAAGAGUGAUAGUGAUACUUUUUGGCUUUCAGUACAGCCGCUAACCGCUCAGACACUCACGAUCUCGUCCGCAUCAAUCCAUCCAUGUCAUGACACUACACGACCUCUGCCUCCACCAUCAUCACCCGGGCUACCACCAAUCCGUCUCCCUUCGCAAAAUCCUCACGCAUUACAUGGCUUAUCCCUCCCUGCAUGGAUACCCGCCACCUCUCUUAACUUGAGUUCUAAUAAUGGCGUUGGGAACGAGAAGAGAAAUGGGAAAGGUGUCUCCAAACCGACAAACACACAAAACGAUGUUACUGUUAUGCAGGUCGCCGUAGUGAUUGAGAUGCCCAGUCGGCCGAGAACAGAAAAAGGGGACGAAGACGGUGUUCAACAGAACUUGGUGAUUGGAGUUGCAUGUGAAGCUUGGGACUCGUCGGCACAUAUACAUGUCGCUGAAGGAGCUCUAUCAUAG